This is a messenger RNA of Exophiala xenobiotica, 2072 nucleotides long. RefSeq lists its product as uncharacterized. Gene Ontology annotation, molecular function: metal ion transmembrane transporter activity. The coding region runs from base 175 to 1422 and encodes 415 amino acids. The record is from RefSeq and is a predicted model, not a curated record. Gene Ontology annotation, biological process: transmembrane transport; zinc ion transport. Lineage: Eukaryota; Fungi; Ascomycota; Eurotiomycetes; Chaetothyriales; Herpotrichiellaceae. The transcript has a single exon. Gene Ontology annotation, cellular component: membrane.
CAGGGGGUACGCAUGUGUUAUUGUCUCUACUGCCUCUGUAACUCUUCGCCCACCACAGCGCUCUCGUCAAGGUCGCUGCACCAUGCUAAAAAUCAAACUCCUUGACCAUCACUCUCGCUGACAUCGCACCCUACUUCGCCGAAGCUUGUUCCGCCACGGCCGCAAGUCCAAGUCAUGGACGGCCUUUUCACUCUGCUCAGUUUGAGCGCGGUCAUGGCCGUGGCAUCGUUCGUUGCCGGCAUCCUCCCUCUGUCUCUUUCCUUAUCGACGGCCAGGCUACGAAUGAUAUCAACAAUUGGCAUGGGUGUUUUAGUGGGGACUUCUCUGGUAGUAAUAAUCCCCGAGGGUGUGGAAACAUUAUACAGUGCUUCUGAGGUUGGCCAGGCGCAUGCGCACCCGCAAAGACACGUCUUGCUUGCGCGCUGGGAAGGAGUCCGAUGGUCAAUACCCUAUCCUGGCCAGGAACUACACGCCUUCCCCGCCCGCAGCCCUGUUGAAGGCACCAGUCCGUUCAACGUACCUGGUCCCGUCAUGCCUUCUGACUUGGAAGCGCCGCCGCAUACUCCGACAGAACCUGGAGUAGUUGGCAUUAUGAGCGGAGAGAAUGCGCACAAACCUGGAUCAGACAAGACGUCCGAAAACCAUGAACAUUCCGACAAAAACUCCCAACAUGCAUGGGUUGGAGUGGCCCUCCUGGCAGGGUUUAUGCUCAUGUAUCUGGUUGACAAAGUGCCUCAAUAUUCCCAGCCGACCAAACCGAAGACAAGGACACAUCACAUCGCUUUGAACAACCUCGGUCGCAGGUUCAACUUGACGACCUCCCUGGAUCGUGACGAGGAAGGAGAUGCUUUUUUGGAUUCUUCGCGAGAAUCUGGCAUUCAGAACCGGAGCUUUGCUACCACCAUUGGCUUGGUCAUUCACGCAGCGGCCGAUGGCAUAGCCCUAGGGGCCUCAUCUACGGCGACGAACUCAGGAUUGAGCCUUGUGAUCUUCUUUGCGAUCAUGAUUCACAAAGCUCCGGCGGCGUUCGGGUUGACGUCUGUAUUAAUCAAACAAGGGCUUUCCAAAAGAGCAGCGCGAGGACAUCUCGUGCUUUUCAGUUUGGCUGCACCUAUUGGGGCGAUUGUGACCUGGAUCUUGGCGAAUGUCCUCGGUAGUGGCCGCACUCACAGUGCGCAGACUACGACUUGGUGGACUGGGAUGCUUCUACUGUUCUCUGCAGGGACUUUUCUCUACGUUGCCAUGCACUCGAUGCAGGAGACUUCAAGUUCUCAUCAUGAAGGCGUGAAUGGGCAGCCAAAUGGAUAUAUUGACGGGCGGGAGAAUACGCAGAAUGAGCAGAAGCCAUCUUGGAAGGAUCUAGCAGCUGCAUGCUUUGGGAUGAUAUUGCCUCUUUUCCUGCAGGUCGGACAUGCGCAUUGAAACUUCGUGGCUUCGGGCCUGGCUGUUUGGCUCUCGAAAGUCCAGGUUACACGAUAUUUGUUCAUUGGCUCUUCGAAGCAAUGUCAGAAAGAUACCUGAUACGAUUUGCGCCUACGAUGCUGUGAAUUGGCUCGAUCUGCCAGUAACGCUGCAUUACAUCUCUACGAAUUUAGAGAAUCAGCCAAUGAAUCGAUUCGAGGAGCGGGACUGGUUGACGUCCUUUUGGGCCUCCAUUUGAAUUGAUAGUGGUUGGGCAGCGUCGUACCUGGAUUUAUGGAGUGUGCGACACGCGGAGAGGGAUUUAUACCUGUACGUCAACGGUCGAUGGGGAGAUCGCCGCCGACUAAGUUACAACUAGUAGGGGCUGGCGCUGAAAUGUUGGACAUACUUGCAGCAUGUCCUGCGUUUUCGAGGUCAGAUGAGAUGAACUCAGCAUGAUCUUGCUCGUACCCAUAGAUGCAGAGAAUCUGGAUGCCCACUACAUAUGAUGCAAGAUCUGGCAUUCAACGUACUCUGGGGUGUCUGGCAAUGAACAAAGAUACCUGGUGGAAGUAGACAGAUGUACUCCGUUUUUGUACUAGGCAUGCACGGCAUGGUCUUGCAUUGUACGGAGUAGUUCAGGCACUCCGACGUGCCUAGGCCACCUGAGA